Dothidotthia symphoricarpi CBS 119687 is the source of this 1150-nucleotide messenger RNA. RefSeq names its product OSCP-domain-containing protein. Gene Ontology annotation, biological process: proton motive force-driven mitochondrial ATP synthesis. Lineage: Eukaryota; Fungi; Ascomycota; Dothideomycetes; Pleosporales; Dothidotthiaceae. Gene Ontology annotation, molecular function: proton-transporting ATP synthase activity, rotational mechanism. The coding region runs from base 10 to 702 and encodes 230 amino acids. The transcript is spliced from 3 exons. Gene Ontology annotation, cellular component: membrane. The record is from RefSeq and is a predicted model, not a curated record.
CUACCCGCCAUGUCCGCAGCCCGAGCCUUCAGCACCGCUCUCCGGGCGGGUGCUCCCCGCGCCCCCAUUGCCCGCUUCGCCGCGACCCGAAGCUACGCUGCCGCCGCACCGAGCAGCGCAUCGACCAAGCCGCCCGUCGCCCUCUUCGGCGUCGACGGAACCUACGCGAGUGCUCUGUACACGGCCGCCGCGAAAACAAACGCCCUCGACCCCACGGCGAAGUCGCUCCAGACCCUCGCCGAGGUCUUCAAGAAGGACGCCAAGCUCGCAGACGUCCUCCGCGCCCCGUCCCUCACCGUCUCCGACAAGAAGCAGAUCGUCCAGGAACUGUCCAAGCACAUUGGCAACGCCGACAAGGAGGGCAUCGUGAAGAACUUCCUCGAGACACUCGCCGCCAACAACCGAUUGGGUACGCUCUCGAGCGUCGUGGAGAAGUUUGCCGUCCUGAUGGGCGCGCACAGGGGCGAGAUGGAGCUCGUGGUUACCAGCGCUGCGCCCCUCGACAACAGGACCCUCAGCCGCCUCGAAGCCGCCGUCACCAAGUCGGAUCUCGUUGGCCAGGGCCAGAAGCUCAAGGUCGUUUCCAAGGUCAACCCCGAGAUCCGCGGUGGACUCAUUGUCGAGGUUGGCGACCGCACCAUCGAUCUGUCCGUCUCCGCCAAGAUGGCCAAGAUGAACAAGCUGCUCAAGGACACUUUGUAGAUGUAGGGAAAACUCCUCAAUCGAGCGAGCCAGGUGACGGGUGGGGUUGUGUACUUUAGACUUUUGUGAAAAAGAGCAAUUUACUACUGUGGCCUUCUAUGAUGGUGUGUGUGAUGUCGAACGAGACGAGGAGGGGUGUGAUUGAGUUGUUUCAAGCAGAAUUCUUGAAUUUCAAUGCGAUGAUAGUACGAUUGGCUGGUUAUAAGUAUUGGGAACAAUCGACAUAACCCGAAUCCUACUGCAACUUGCAAUACCCCCUCCCAUGAUCAACCUGCCACCGACACAACCCCACCUCCACAGCCAUGCUCAAAAACCCCGCAACACAAAUCCCCCCCGAAUCACUCACACUCGUCGCGCCCAGACUAAACUCCCUAUCCACCUUCUUCACAUGAUCCGUAAUCUCCGCAAAAGUACUAACAUAGACCAAUCCGCCGAGCAAGCCCUCCCA